Leptidea sinapis is the source of this 6960-nucleotide messenger RNA. RefSeq names its product dnaJ homolog subfamily C member 11 (gene DnaJ-17). Bases 104 to 1825 code for a protein of 573 amino acids. The transcript is spliced from 13 exons. The record is from RefSeq and is a predicted model, not a curated record. Gene Ontology annotation, biological process: cristae formation. NCBI's taxonomy places the organism in Eukaryota, Metazoa, Arthropoda, Insecta, Lepidoptera, Pieridae.
UAUGAUGUUCUAACUUUCUAAGUGAAUACAUAGGUCUCCUUUCCUAAUUCUUCAGUUUAUUCAACGCUUUUAUUUUGAGAAAUAAUAUUAUAUUCAAAGUAUAAUGGAUGAAGAGGGAGAGAAUAUUUUGCUUGAAGACAAUUAUUAUCAGUUGCUCAAUAUCUCCAAAACAGCCACUCCAGAGGAGAUAAAUAGUGCUUAUAGGCGAUUUUCGCGCAUGUUUCAUCCCGAUAAACAUAGUACAGAUCCAAAUAAACAGAAAUGGGCUGAACAAAUAUUUAAUAAAGUUAAAGAGGCCUAUGAAGUACUUUCUGACUCACACAAAAGAGCAAUAUAUGAUACUCUAGGUAAGAGAGGUUUAGAAGUAGAUGGGUGGGAAAUUAUUUUCCGUACAAGAACACCAAAGGAAAUAAGAGAAGAAUAUGAAAGAUUAAAACGCGAGAGAGAAGAAAGGAGACUGCAACAAAGUGCAAAUCCCCGGGGCACACUUACAUUGUCUAUCAAUGCAACUGAUCUAUUUAUGAAGUACUAUGAUGAGUAUGAAAUCAUUGAGGAUUCUACCUUCAUACCUAGUAUUGAAGUUUCUGGAAUGACUAUUCAACAAUCUAUUGAUGCACCAGUGACACUACGUAAUACAGCAACUCUAUCAGGAAACAUUUCAACACAAAAUGGAAUUGGCUCUGGAUCCAUGAACAUAACCAAUAGACAUUUAACUUCAGAGAGAGGAUGGACUGAGGUGGAAUGUGGCAUUGGAAAUGGGCUCAUGUUAGGGUUCAAGAUAUUUAGAACCAUAUCCAGACUUAUGUUUGUUAACUGCGGCACAGGACUGCAGUUCUUGCCACAAGGGGUCAUACCAAAUCUUGUUACAACUAUGGCAUUACAACUAGAUGCCCAUUCCGUUGGCUAUUUGACAUAUAGAGCUGGAGGGCAAGGUGGCUCAUCUAUGACUUCAACUUACGUUCGAGAUUCUGAGAAAUAUCACCUCAACUCUGCUGUACAGAUUGGAAAUCCUCAUUCUUUUAUUUCAUUCAAUAUAAUGAGAAAGGUACCACAGCACGACAUGAAACUGAGACUGGCCUUGAAGUUUGGCACUUUUGGUGCGAUCGCAGAGUAUGGCGCUGAGAAGAAGGUAUCCCAGAACACUUGCGUGUCUGCCGCAGUUAUGUUAGGGGUUCCCAGUGGAGUUAUGCUAAAACUAAAAUGGUCCUGUGCGUCGCAAACUGUUGUAGUGCCAAUACACUUAUGCGAGGAAGUAAUACCAGCGCCGGUUUUCUACGCGUCAAUAGUUCCUAUAGUGUCGUGGUUGGUUCUCAAGAAGUUGUAUCUGGACCCAGUCGCGAGGGAACGUAGAGAUAGGGACCGGCAGCGAUCUAUGGAAGCUAAUUUUGAAAGAUUGCAAGAAUUGCAGAGGCAAGCACGCGCCACAGUGGAACUUAUGAGAGAGACCUACUCAAGAAUUAGAAGCAAUGAAGAGAAAAAGAAGGGUCUUGUUAUACUGCGUGCAUUGUAUGGAAAGUUGCCUGCAGAAGCGAAUGAUCAUGAGACAGUACCGGAAGAGACAGGUGACAGCUCAGAAGCAACAAGUCCCUAUGGGGAGGUGAUUGAUGUGACAAUACCUGUACAGUGUCUGGUUAAGGAUUCAAGACUAGAGCUACUUGAUGCCAGUAAGUCUGAAUUGCCCGGGUUCUACGACCCUUGCGUUGGCGAUGACAAACAUCUGACAGUGCGUUACAUGUUCCAUAACAACCUGUAUGUUUGCACUGUGGCGGACAAAGAAGCUCUUAUGUUGCCCAGGAACACUCACCGAAUAAAAAAUAGUUCCUGAUUGCAUCGACGCGCCAAGAACAGCUGCCACAAGCUGUCGACGGCGCCUGGGGGACGAGCGAGCUAGAGUUGAAGCCAACUUUUAAAGCAAAACCAAAACCAUUGAAUAUAAAUUUAAUGCUAAUUACAAUUGAUUGAUUCUUCUAUGUAAAGGUAGGUAUAUAUAGUAGCUGUUCCCGCAUCAAUCCUAUUUUAGUAUUGUGGAACUACUAUAAUACAUAGUCUGGAUUAUAUUGUAAGGUAUGACGGUGAUUUUUAUUCUAAAUUUAAAGGAUAUGUAACUCAAAAUAAUAUAUAUGUAAAAAAUAAUGGACCUGUUUUCGAAAUGUUGUUUUUGUGUUUUUCCGAGACCAAUGAAACACUGCUCAAUAAGUUAAUUUACAAAUUUUAACGACGUGUUCUCAAAUUUACAAAGCCAUAUUUACUUUAUUUUUGUGUAUAUAGUAAAAGUACAUUGUUCACCAAGGGCAAAAUGUAAGUGAUUCCUAAUAAGAAUGCAAUUUGUAGGCGCGGGGCUAAUCUUAGGGCCUCAAUACUUGCUUGAUUUGGAAUUAUGCAGUUCUUUGUACUACACUUACUUGCAAAUUUAUAAGAGGGUAUUAUAAAUUUUAUAAAUUGUACGCGAAAAUGUAUUCGAAUUUUACAGCCUAUUAAAAUAUUACCAUAUUAUAUGCCAGUAUCAUUGCUAUAUAUGCUGUCAAAAUAGCCAAACAAAGAAACAUAAGUAUUGGAUUUUCAUACACUUUUUCUGUCCGCUAAAUAAUGGUACAAAUAUAUUUAAAACGCAUAUCUUCUGCCCACAUUUUUCUAUUAAAGACACUCUCAAAAUGGGUGAAGUAUGAAAAUAAUAAUAAAUUUUGUUUUGAAAAUGAUGUGUGGUUCUAAGCACAACGAAAUAUCAGAAAUUUUAUGUGAAUUUUGAAAUUAUACAAAACACCAGCCAAAUUCAACAAAAUUGAAUCAUGCUCAGAUUAAGCUUCAUUAAUGUCUGUAGUUAUAUAAUAUUCUCUAAUCUCUAUUUAAAUAGAUUUAUUUGUCAAGGCCAACUAGGCAAGCCUUCGCAAAAAAAAUAUUUUCAAAAAUUUGUUGUGGAUUUUAGACAUUUUUGUGCUUAAGUCGAGAUAUCCGUUAUUAUAAUAGUUAUAAAUAUCAGUUAUUAUAUUUGUUUUGUCAUCAUUACUAUCUUAUACUUUCUCUCGACUGUCUAUAAAAUUGUAAAUUGCAAUCAAAAUAUACAAAACAAACUCCAACGCGUCAUACGGCAUUAACCAUAUUAUAAUCUAUGGUAAAUAUCUAGUUAUUUUCACUUUAAUAGUUUAAUGCUAUUACUCUUAUUAUUAUAUUACUUUAAAAUAGUUUUAUAGACUUCAGGUUUUUUAUAUACAUUUGAUAAUUUUAAUAAAAAAGUGUGUGUGUACUUAUGUAUGCACGCAAGAAGUUAUACUUCUUUGGCCUAAUCAAAAAUCAUUAAAAUGUUUUAUUCCUCGUGCUAUUCUACGUUUUUAGAAAGAACAAUUUUGUAAAAAUUUUGCAAAGAUGGUUUUGACAGUUAAUUAUUAAAUAAUGAUUACGGCUGUAUGAGAUUGAACCCUUUGCCUGUCGUAAUAAUUUAUGAAAAAACCAAAAUAAAAAAAUAACGAAUGACGCAAAUGUCAGAAAAUUUUAGGAACAAACUUCAUCCUGUUACUUUUGUGUUACAGUGCUUUUAUAAAUUUUUCAUAUCGCGCCUAAAGAAGUAUAACUUCAAUAAUAUGUUUAUUAUAUGCUAUAACAUUCUGUGUAGAUAAAAACGCUUUAAAAUAUUAGUUAUAAUAUGUAAUUAGUUGUUCGGGUAAGAAGUAGGAGGAGAUUUUCUCCCCGACUAUAUUUACCUUUCGCUUACUGUCGCAGUUUAAAUCCACACUCGCCCGUAUUAUACUAAGUAGGUUAAUUUGUUAUUUAUGUAAGAUCCAUUUAUUAUUAUGUUAUCAAAUGUGUAUAAAAUACAGCAGUAUGAGCCCAAUAUUUAUGUAAUUCUGCUUCGCGACUGUAGCACUAAGCAUUAGCAAAUGAGUUAGUUAUCAGGUUGUUAUGUUUGUAGGAAUUUUUAAAUGUUUAUUUAAAUUUAAUUAAUUUUUUUUUGGGCUGGGAGUAUAAGGUAAUGUUUAAUUCGAUGUUGCAGAUGGGAUAUUUAUUGUUACAUUCCCAAGACUAGUUAAACCAUGAUACAGAAGACUCCGCUUAUAAUAACAUCGAAGGGUCACGAUAGUUUGGCAAUAAUAAACUUAGACCAUACUUCGCAUAAAGGUAAAUACUUUACAAAAUAAAAAUCUAGGUUUAUCAGUCCGUUAGCUAGUUAUUAAUAAUUAUUAAUAAUUUUAACAUUAUAUGUGGCGCAUAAUAGCAAAAGAAAAGUGGGAAAGACCCAACAUCCAGUGAACGUAGAAGAAAACAAAUAAAAAACCAAUGCUAGUCACUAUAAUCAAUUAAUAUCUUUAAAGUAGUUCAUUUUAAGUGGUAUCUCGUUAAAAGAAAAACUAACGUCGUAUUAUUAAUGCAUCAUUAUAACCGGACCGUUAAAUUUCAUAAUUCAAAAAUAUCAUUAUAAGCGGAGUCAAAUUUCGCAUAUGGUACUGUAUUGUGAUUGUAUACGUUGUUUAAUUUUGUUUAUUCGUUCAUGGAAAACUUGGAAAAGCGUUACUCGUUGUGCUUACGAUUGACACGCUCAGCAUUGCCACUUCUAUGAUGUUCCAUUGUGUGAUGUGGACUUUAGGUAAUUAUCAAUAUUUCGCCACAUUUGCGGACAAUUUGGAAAUAUUUAAAAUAAACAUCUCUGUCUACCGUCAUUUUUUUCUUGUAUUUUAUUUUCUUAUACGAUCUCGUAGUCGAAUGAAAGUCGCAAAUCAGUUAAUCGAUAAAUAAAUAAAGUAUUCCGCAGUCUUCGCCAAUUAGAAUGUAAUGAAAGACGACAUUUGGCUAAUCAAAAAUUAUUAAAAUGUCUGUUUUUUUUCUAAAUAUAUACUUGUGUUGCCAACCUACAACGAUAUCCUAAUAGACUAAUUUAAAUUUAGUGAAUAACAGCUAAAGCUUAAAGUAGCGUAAGUAUAGCUUCAAAGCGCUUAAACAUCUCACGCGUGAGGGAUGAUGAUAGGGACCUAUUGUCCCACGUAUUAUAUUUUUAACGCUGGGCUGGUCUUUUCGACUAUUGGUGGGCUCGAGCAGACCAACAGACAGAGCGACAAGCGAACGGCAUUGACGUUGCACAUUUCUGGUUCAGUCAAUUGAUUUAGUCAAUUCAACUAGAACUUGAAUAGGAUUUCCUUUCUUCGACAUCUCUAUCAUCAUUUGCAAGAUAAGAGCUUCUGGGGCCUCCAGUUGAUUUUCUAGACUCAAAAGCCUCUUGUUUGAAACAGCGUAAGUACCGUAGAUACUGCAUUUAUAAAGCCGUGCAUAUCUAUAUUUUCCCUCCAUCAAAUCGAGGUUGAACCCGCCAUGUUUAUACGGUUCCAUAAGGGAACCAAAUAGUACCGACUGCUGCGUCCACAAAGGUGAUAAAGACUUAUCAGAUGAGCAGACAACUCUUACCAAUUACUUAACGUGACAAGCAUUAUGGUGGUGUUUGAAAUUUCCGGAUUUCAAUAACCCUUUACGGCACUGUAUUUUGUUAGGCUGCGUGUAUCAAUUAUUAUCUGGUGAACAUAUUUAUCGCCUCGUCACUCAUAAAAAAUCGUCUAAACUAUUUAUAGGAAACGUACGGGAGUUAUUUUUUCAAGUUUUAUUUCAAAGAUUAUGUCGGCCAUAGUGUUUUUUCUAUAGAAGCCUUUUCUUCCUUGUAGAAUAAAAACAAAUUAGUUUUAUAAACAUUAGUUCAAUAUUGGCUAGGCUAUUAAUUAUAGUUAUUGUAAAGCAUUCCGAAAAUGCUAAAACAACGCUGUAGUGUGCUCUUAUUGUUAAUGUUAAAUGUUAAAUGAAAUUUAUUCUUGUAUUCACACAAAACAAAAUUAUAUAAAAAUAUAGUAUCUAAUGCCCUAAAGUGUGGUCACAGCAGAAAUAAUUUCGUAGUGGCCUUUUAGGUGUGAUGGAAUCAGGUUUUUAUUUACUUUUAUUGUACCCUGUGAAAUAUAGUAGUAUAUUAGUGAGUCAUAUCACUGUGUCUGAAAUUAUUUCUGCGGCGUAACCACAUUUUCAUUUAUAUUUUUGACAUAUUAAAGUUUCAAGCGGUUUAUUAUUUAAAAUUAUUUCUAUAUUGUUUCACACUUACAUCAGGUAAGUGUCGUGUCGUGUACCUAAUUGUAAGUCUUUGGCCUCGAUCAAAUAUGUACUAAAUUCAAAGUAAUGACAAAUUUGUCACACACAAAUUUGUGACCAUAUUAAUUGUUUUUGUUUGGACAAACCACAGCGGCGGUACAGUCGCUUAAAGCUUCCGGGUUCUUUUAAGGAUUGCGAAAAUGCGAAUUGCAGUAAGUAUAUGUCUGUUUCUGUUUUACGUUACUUAACAUUGUAUUUUCAAUCCAAUAUUUCGUCGUCUGACCACUGUUUAAAGGACGAAUUUUCUUUCUACACUAUAAGCCCACUGACGUACGAUAUAAUGGACAUAAGUCAAGACCAAUCACGCUCAAAAAGUGUCCAAGAGAAAAGACUGCUCAAUACGUAUAGUGGGCGUGCAUUCGACAUUGCACAAUAACAGUAUAGAGUCGUAGAUAGAGUGGUGAAUCUUUUAACCUUUCCAAUACAAUAUUAACUAUACUUGUAUGCAACAAGGUUGAGACACUUAUUGGUUGCGUUUUCUUUACUAUUGUUAACCUAGCAAUAGCCUCGUAUGAGACCAAUCCCACCGUUCAAAGUAUCGCGGAAUAUUAGGUCUAUGUUCAUAACGAACUCUAGACGAAACUAAACAUAAACAGCCAUUAAAAAGGUUGAUUUUUAUUGAUAUACUUUUAUAAUAUUACAAUACGUUCGUAUUGACAAAUAUUGUAGUUGAAGGUCUUUUGAUUAAGUUUGACUCUACCAUAUUGAACGCUGAAUCUAGUAUAUAUUUGAUCGAAACUCUCUUGUAUUUAAUUUCUAGCUCAAUAUGAAGAAAAUGUAGCAUUUGUCUUUAUUGUUGAAAAAUAAAAAUAUUUGUGUUUGAUGAAAAAUAAAUGUCUUAUAACUUCA